AUGCGAUCGGGUUUGAUGCCGCCGAAGGGGGCCCAUCUUGGAGACACCUGCCGCGUGGGCGGGGACCAGCAGGGACAUCGUCGGGGCCGCAAGACCCAGUCUGGGGAGCUGCGCAGCGUCGGCGCCCAACUGCGGCACCGUGCGGCGGCGGCGAGGCCCCACGGCGGCGGAGAACCUAUGGUUCUCUUUCCCUGUGACCUUUCAAAGAGCCCGCGGGCGGCGCAGUCCUCACAGAGGAUCUCAGUCAGCCAGAGAAAGGCAAACCAGAUGUCCCCAGAGCCCGCCGAGGGCCCCGCCAUCGCACUCCCAGGGAAGGGUCACACAGGCAAGGCCACCCCUUCGUCCCGAGCCAGGAUCCCAGGUGCCAGCGCCCAGCAGGAAAAGGGCCAGGCUGCUAAUGCCCUGAACUGGAUUAGAGAUGGACAACCAAAUGGUUACGUAUUGAAGAAUAAAGAUUUAGAACAAGCUUUUAAAGGAGUUAUUUACUUAGAGAUGGACCUCAUAUAUAAUCCGGUCAAAGCAAGUAUUAGGACCUUUACUCCCAGAGAAAAGCGCUUUGUUGAAGACAGCCGCAAGCUGUCCAAAAAGAUCUUAUCAAGAGAUGUAGACCGAGUGAAAAGAAUCACUAUGGCAAUAUGGAAUACAAUACAGUUCCUUAAAAGCUGCUUCCAGUGGGAAUCCACAUUAAGAAGUGCAAUAGCAUUUGUGGCAUUUUUGGUCACCGUCUGGAAUUUUGAACUAUAUAUGAUCCCCUUGGCAUUGUUGCUGAUCUUUGUCUACAAUUUCAUCAGACCCACAAAAGGCAAGGUCAGCAUCGCCCAGGACAACCAGGAGGGCACAGACAUAGAUGACGAUGAGGAUGAAGAUGACAAGGAAUCUGAGAAAAAGGGGUUAAUUGAGAGAAUCUAUAUGGUGCAGGAUAUUGUUUCAACUGUUCAAAACAUCUUGGAGGAAAUAGCUGCUUUUGGAGAAAGAAUUAAAAACACAUUCAACUGGACCGUCCCCUUCCUUUCCUGGCUGGCCUGUUUGAUUCUGGCAGCCGCCACUGUCACUCUGUAUUUCGUUCCGCUGCGGUACAUCAUUUUAAUCUGGGGAAUAAAUAAAUUUACUAAGAAGCUCCGAAAUCCCUAUUCCAUCGACAAUAAUGAGCUCCUAGACUUCCUCUCCAGGGUACCAUCUGAUGUUCAAAAGGUGCAGUACGCGGAAUUGAAACUCUGCAGCAGCCACAGCCCCCUGCGGAAGAAGCGCAGCGCUCCCUAAGGCACGCGCCGACUUCGGACACCAUCACUCGAUACUGUGUUUGGUUGAUCAGACCAACGUUAUGGCUGUUUCGGUGGUGCCCGCAGCCGCCUUCUGAAAUGCGCGCGGCGUGGCGCCCUCUCUUUCUUCUCCCCUCUUCUUCACGCGCACAAAUGCACACGUGCAGGUGUGCACAUCCCCGUGCACGUGUGCACAUCCCCGUGCACGGUGUGUCCGACUUGCACAGAGGGUCCCAGCCCAGCAAAAGGAAACAAUCCCGAGACUGUGAAAGACCAACUAACUAACAUCCAUUCUGAAAUGGGAGGUAAAGCGAGGCUGCCACGGGUCUGAACGCCCUCCGUGAGAACAGCCAGGAGGCCACUUGGAUUCGAGAGCGACUUUGAACUUGUUUUCACACCUCCAACAGAUUCUCAUUAAGAUUCAGUUAUUUCCACUCCCCACCCCCACACUCCUUUCAACUCAGAAGAAACUUACAUGAAUAAUCAGCUAACAAGUCUUUGAUAGCCAUCAUCUGUCUAAAUAAUGUAUAUUAUAUAAAGAUUUUUUAAAAAUAAUUACCGGAAUUAUCUCAGAUCUUUAGGAGUGUUUCAGCUGUGAUUAUUAAGGAUGUGUCUGUACUCAGUGCUGGAUGCCAGCUUGUGUCCUUUUCCAUUGCUGGCAAUGGAUGCCCCAGGCAGGUCCCCAGGGACAAGUGUUUCAUGAAAGUAUUUGGUUGCCUUAAAAUACCCUUUCUUCUGAUUUUACUUUUUGCUUAUUUCCAAAAUAUAAUGGCAACAUGUAGUUUCAGAAAGAUGAAGAAGAGGAUGAAUGAAUGCAUUCUGUAAGUAUUUAGAAAUCCAAAGAGCUAAAGACCAAGGGACUAAUAUAGGAGGCUGCUUACCCAAUUAUCAUGUUCAUUUCAUUUGCCUGUUUUCAGCAGAAAGUAAAAGUUCUUCAGCUGUCCAAAUUUAUCUUUUGUUCCUGUUAGGAGCAAAAUAAGCUACAAACAAAAUUAACUUCAGAACCCCAUUCCUAGAAAAAGUUCCACGCCAAAGUCCUUUGAUAGCACCUGUCUUCCACUAUUCCACAGUAUUCCCCUGCCAAGUAAAAAUUUUGAUUUUGUGCAAAUACAAAAUAUGUACAAAUAUCUCUGUUCCAAUGAUAUUUACGUUUUAAAGACUAUAUUUUGUUGACAUAUACUUUGUGCAUUUAUAUAUAUGUAUGUAUGUGUGUGUAUUUUAAAGGAAAGUUAAGGUAAAAAGAUCUGAUUUAAUGGUGAGUUUACUAGUUUUGUCUCUGGGUUGUAAUUUAAUAAUCUUCAAACAAAAUGUUUAUGAAAAAUGCCAAAGAUUCUAAACCUUAUCAUCCCGUGUCUGUUUUUCUUCAUGUUGUAUCUCACUGGGUUGCUUUCUGGCUGAGCCAGAUUUCUGCAUGAUUUGAUUUACUUCAAGUUAAUGAAGCUGACUGGAAAAGAGCCUUGCAGAAAUUAUAAAAGCUCCAGUAAAUCUCUUAGUUGUACAUACAAUAGAUACCCAAGAACCUCUUUUGUUAAACCAGUUACUCAAUCUUCUGUGUAAACAAUGCCUCAUUGUCUUGCUCCUAACUAUCAUCUAGUUUAUCAUAGUCUGUCAUUUUGUAACGACCUAAGUCAGACAUUUUUAAACAGACAUGUGAGAUCUGAUCAGUCAUUUGAAUGGAAACUUUCAGCAGCAAAAUAACCCCGUAUUUAUUUAAAAGUGGAACCAAUACUUUAUUGUUGUUCUUUUGCUAUAGAAUUUCAAAAUGAAAUAAUUUGCCUGACAAGGAGGCAUCAUUACACAGACUUAUUUCCUCUGUAGCCCGACUGAAAUUCUCAGCAUUAAGUUUAGGACCCAAAUACCAGUGAAAGAACAGGACCGAAUCAACCUUUAAUAAACUGCAUAUGGAAAACAAUUGUUAAUUGAUUAAGUAGACAUUGGAUGUUAAAAAUGAAUGUUUAUCGUGACAUGUUAAGAUUUAUGCAAGUAGUCAGUAACUUUUAGGAAAUGUUCCAGAAUGCUUUGGAUAAAAUUUAUGGAUUAUGGACUCACAGUAUGAUAAUUAAAGAUAAUUAAGUAGGAAUGUUAAAAUCUUGCCAAGUUUUCCUGGCUCUCUUCUGAAACCUCAUGUGCCCAAUGCUAGCCCAGCCUGGAUAUCUUAUAGGCGCAUCCACACCUCAGCAGAUCAGAAACCUCUCCCUGUCUUCAGAACCCUGACUGCCAUUAAUCUCCUUCUAGCUUUAUUUCCCUUAUUGACAUUGUCAUCUAUUGGCCUGGGAAACUCUAAGGCAUCC
Molecule: messenger RNA, 3550 nt
Organism: Microcebus murinus (gray mouse lemur)
Lineage: Eukaryota; Metazoa; Chordata; Mammalia; Primates; Cheirogaleidae
Source: RefSeq, a predicted model, not a curated record